Panicum virgatum (switchgrass) is the source of this 1427-nucleotide messenger RNA. RefSeq lists its product as uncharacterized. The annotation marks the transcript as partial. Lineage: Eukaryota; Viridiplantae; Streptophyta; Magnoliopsida; Poales; Poaceae. The record is from RefSeq and is a predicted model, not a curated record. The transcript has a single exon.
GUUGACUGCCUGCUUCUAACGAGAGGGAACGACGGCGACCCGUUGGCCGACUCGUGCGACGCGAUCCGCGACUUCGUGGACAUGGCCUUCUGCACGUCGCGGCUGCGGUCCGUGCCGGGGGCGGCCACAGCGGACCGGCCAGGUCCUUAUGGCGGCGGACCUGGCGGCCGCGCGCGCCGGGCGGGGAUUGAGACCAACGACCCGGCCACGCGGGACGCGCUGGAGGCGUGCGGGAUGCUGUACAGCGCGGCCUCUGUGCCCGCGCUGCGGCUCCUGCGAGGGUACGCGGCGGCGCGAAGCUGGGGCGCUGCGCGCACGCUGCUGCUGCUCACCGGGCAGACCGGCAUCGGGUGUGAGGCCACGUUCGCGGGCUUCGCCUCCGCGGCUGGCCGGAUGGCCGCCGCCAACCGGGAGUUCGACCAUCUCUCCACCAUGGCCACCGCCCUGCUCAACAAGGUCAGCUAACCGGCCGGCCGGUGCGCGGGCGCCCCGCUGGUGUAGUGGCGCGGCUUGCGCACCACGGCGACGUAGCUGCUGGUUCUUCUGGCGCCUGAUAAACUGUGCGAUGAACCACUAAUGCACUGCUGAUUCCCUUUCCUUGUCGGUUGCAGCUUCUCUCGGUCCCAGCUCUAGCUUUACUUACCGUUGCUUUGGCGAUUUCUCUUCGGUUAGAGAUGGCGAGCAAGGUGGCGGACCUCGCCGCGGAGCGCCCUGCACCUCGCCGCGGCCAGUGGCCGCCUCGAGGUCAGCAGAUUCCUGGUGAAGGAGCUGGGGUUCGGUCUCGACUCCGCCUGCGCCGCAAGUGCGUGCGCCUUCGCUGAAAUCAUCAUGUGCCGAAGCACCAGCCUUGUAUCCACUGACAUCGUCGCGGCAUCGCCUUCGUUAGAACGAUGCAGAGAGAAAUAGAGAGCUAGGUGAAGGCGCGAAUGGAGACGGAAGACGGAGGCUGACGGAAACCGGGCCGGAGGGCGCGCGUGGGGUGGCCUGCACGGAUUCAGGAGUUCGGGGGCGUUCCUUGGCCGGUUUCAUAUUUGGGGGUUGUAACUUGGACUCCACGAAGAGUUUGAGGGGGUAAUGUGGACUUCUUCCAUAACUAAAUGGCACAAACCUGCAGGUGGAGCGUGGCAUGGUUGUUAAUGCUAGAACCAAAUCCUUGGCACAUCACCUCCAGUCCCUAGAGAUGGUCGGAGAUCACCAAGUCCCCGUACAGGAAUCGCUCAUCGGGUGGCGGACGCGACCGCGGGUGGGUGCGAAGGUGGACGGCGAUGCGGGGGCGGCGGGCUCGGCAGCGGGUGGGGGCGUGGAGGACGCAGCUGCGGAUAUGGGCGGGCUGGCGGCGUGGAAGGCGGGGGCACGACCACGGGCGAUGGGCUGGCGAUGCGGAGGCGGAGCGGCCGGGGAGGCGGAGGGGCGGCAUAGGGGCAGGA